CAACUCGUUCGCGCUCUGGGACGAAAACAGAGAAAGGAAGGUGCAGAAAGAGAUGGAGGAAGAAGAGCUAAACAAUGAUACAAACAAGAAGAAGAGCUCGGUUGUGAUAAAAAUACCUUCGUAUCAAGAAGUGGUUCAAAGCUCGCAAGCGAAAUCAACUCCACCGUCUCUGUUCGUUCCCUCCCAAACCUUUUCUGAAGCCUUUGCGUUCCUCAAAUCCUCCGAGUUCUACUCUCCUCCUCCUCCUCCUCUCUCAAGGGAAACUGGUUCAUUGGAUGCUCCAUCUUCAACGUCGACAUCAUCUGCUACUUCUAUUUCUGCAGCUUCAUCGACAUUGCCGUCCUCUAAACUCACUCAAACUCGCAAUGCAAUUCUUGUGAGCCACAGACAGAAGGGAAACCCCUUGCUCAAACAUAUUAGGAACGUUAGAUGGACAUUUGCUGAUGUUGUUUGUGACUACUUGCUUGGCCAAAGCUCCUGUGCUCUCUACAUCAGUCUUCGGUAUCAUCUGCUGCAUCCAGACUACUUAUAUUAUAGAAUAAGGGAGUUGCAGAAGAAUUUCAAGCUUCGUGUAGUUUUAUGCCAUGUUGAUGUGGAGGAUGUAAUGAAGCCUCUACUUGAAGUUACAAAAACAGCUUUGCUUCAUGAAUGUACCCUUCUAUGUGGAUGGAGCCUGGAGGAAUGUGGUCGUUACUUGGAGACCAUAAAAGUAUAUGAAAACAAGCCUGCAGACAUUAUUCAAGGCCAAAUGGAUACAGACUAUCUAUCACGGCUCACACAUGCCCUUACAACGGUUCGGCAUGUUAACAAGACUGAUGUAGUCACCCUUGGUACCACAUUUGGGUCUCUAUCCCACAUUAUGGGUGCAUCUAUGGAGGAUCUAGCUCGUUGUCCUGGCAUAGGAGAGCGCAAGGUCAAGCGCUUGUUUGACACUUUUCAUGAACCCUUCAAGCGUGUGGAAUCUAGCAGGCAAGCCAUUCCAGAGACUUCUGUCCAGAACAAGCCAGCAAGUCCAGAUACAUCAACCAGGAACAAUGCUGAACCUUCCUCCUCAGCUGAAGACAAGCAGAAGGAUGUAGAAGACGUGACCAAAAGGAGGAAGAAAGAACCUGAAUUUACUGUCAAAUCUGCCCUUUCUGCAGCAUUUGCCAAAUAUUCUGACAGAGUUGGGAAGGGGAGAAGCACUUCACACGUGGAGGAAAAAGAAUAAUCAAUUCUUUCAGAGAAUAAGAAGCUGAAGCAUAAAAUUACCAUGAAGCUUUUGACUAUGAUUUUCUCUUGAAACUAGGCUUGAUUUAUAAUCUCUGUGCAUCUCAAGCCAGUGUGGAACUACUCUUUGGUCUAGAAGCAAUCUGGGCUACUUUUUCUUGGUUGUGGAACUUCGCUUUCCUCCACAUAUAUAUUUAGGGUAGAGUUGGGGUUGUACAGGUUUAGAAGGAAUUUGAGAGGUUUGAAUUUAACUACUGGUUACAAUAAAAUAAGUACAUAACGUUUACUUAGCAAAAUAACUAAAUUACAAUAAUAAAAAAAAGGUAUUGAGUUAUGAGUGAUGACCAUGCUGAGGCACUUAUGAUCUAUCUCCUGGGCAUUUUUGGCUCACGUUUUGUAUAUUGCGUUUCUCCACGUUACCA
Messenger RNA from Gastrolobium bilobum, 1631 nucleotides. RefSeq names its product DNA excision repair protein ERCC-1. Lineage: Eukaryota; Viridiplantae; Streptophyta; Magnoliopsida; Fabales; Fabaceae. Gene Ontology annotation, molecular function: single-stranded DNA binding; damaged DNA binding. Gene Ontology annotation, cellular component: ERCC4-ERCC1 complex; nucleus; nucleotide-excision repair factor 1 complex. The record is from RefSeq and is a predicted model, not a curated record. Gene Ontology annotation, biological process: mitotic recombination; UV-damage excision repair; meiotic mismatch repair. The transcript is spliced from 9 exons.